This is a messenger RNA of Pyrus x bretschneideri (Chinese white pear), 797 nucleotides long. RefSeq names its product germin-like protein subfamily 1 member 20. Gene Ontology annotation, molecular function: manganese ion binding. The coding region runs from base 1 to 654 and encodes 217 amino acids. The transcript is spliced from 2 exons. NCBI's taxonomy places the organism in Eukaryota, Viridiplantae, Streptophyta, Magnoliopsida, Rosales, Rosaceae. The record is from RefSeq and is a predicted model, not a curated record. Gene Ontology annotation, cellular component: cell wall.
AUGGCACAACUUGGCCGUGGUGGUAGUGCCAUGGACCUCGCCGCGGGUGGUGGUUGUGGUGGCCACCACGAUGGUUGCCAUGGUGGAGCCCUGCAAGCAGUGUUUGUGAAUGGAAAAUUCUGCAAGGACCCAAAGCUUGUCACAGCAAACGACUUUUUCUUUCCUGGGCUCCAAAUCCCGAAAAGCACGGCGAAUCCAGUUGGUUCGACAGUGACAGCGGUGAAUGUGGAGAACCUAGCAGGACUGAACACUCUCGGCAUAUCCCUGGCUCGCAUAGACUUUGCACCAAAUGGCCUAAACCCCCCUUACACUCACCCUCGUGGCUCCGAAAUUCUCAUAGUCUUGGAAGGUACACUCUAUGUUGGCUUCGUCACGUCAAACGCCGAUAAUAAUCGGCUAAUCAGCAAGGUGUUGAAUAAGGGAGAUGUGUUUGUGUUCCCGAUUGGUCUCAUUCACUUCCAACUCAAUGCCGGAAACGGAAAUGCAGAAGCCAUUGCUGGGCUUAGCAGCCAGAACCCAGGAGUCAUCACCAUAGCAAAUGCUGUGUUUGGCUCCAAGCCUCCCAUCAAUCCUGAUGUUCUAGCCAAGGCCUUCCAAGUGGAUAAUGAGCUGGUUGAUUAUCUUCAGAAACAGUUUUGUUACGAGAACAAUUGAUAACGAAGAGGUAUAUGUGAAAAUUAAGGAGAAAAGGCCAAUUAGGACGGUCCAUAUGUGCCUGGUCGGAUGUACUAAUUAAGUUGGCCAAUAUGGUUUUCAUCAGUACGCACAAACUAUGAAAUAUAAAUUGAAUAAGAUGC